This is a messenger RNA of Diuraphis noxia (Russian wheat aphid), 1818 nucleotides long. RefSeq names its product glycerol kinase 2-like. The record is from RefSeq and is a predicted model, not a curated record. Lineage: Eukaryota; Metazoa; Arthropoda; Insecta; Hemiptera; Aphididae.
AUGAAACAAACGGAAGUCAUUGCGGUACUAUCCGUCGAGUCGGACGAAGUUCGAUUCACAGUGGUGUCGACCAGAGACGGAAGCGAAUUGGUCACGUCGGCGGAAACAUUUCCGUUAAUUACCGUCGACUCGAAAGAGUGGAAAGGUAACAGAAAUUAUGUGAGCGCUGAUCGWCAGGCGGUGGCGACUGCUACGUCAUGCGCCGUGGCCGAGCAGAGUACACCCUCGCCGGCCACCGAGGACGUUGUACCCGAUCAGCGACCGAGCUGUUUCGCCGAGAGUGAGCCGCCUAUGAGCCAGGGCGAAGUAGAACAGGACCCGGACGUCGUUUGGGAAGCGGUUCUGCGAGUGAUCAACGACGCGGUGGACAAGAUGUGUCGGGACGGCACACCGGUCACGUACAUCAAGUCGGUGGCCAUCAUCAACGAGAUGGCUACGUUGGUAGCGUGGAACGUGGUCACGGGCAAAGCGGUGCACAACUUAAUCCACUGGUCGGACGUUCGAAUGGUCAACGGCAGGACGGCCGCGGCCGCGAAAUGGCUGAUCCAGCGGUCGACGGCCGUGCGGUGCGCAGCGGAAGACUGCCGGUUUGGCACACUGGACACGUGGCUGACGUGGAAGCUGACGGGCGGUGAUACGUACCAAACGGACGUGACAAAUGCGUCGUACACUGGGCUGCUGGACCUGACCACGCUGUGCUGGAACGUGGACGCUUUGCGGUCCAACGGUUUGACGGUCAACACUUGGCCAGCGCUACGCAGGUUGGACAAGCGCUCGUCCGCUGUUAUCGUUAUUGGCCGCCUGUACGGGCUGUCCGUGCAUGUGACGAUGGCACGUCCUAGCGCCGUGCUCUACGCACAGGCGUGCUACCGCCACGGACAGGUGUCCGUCACACUGACAGACCGAACGGCUGUGGUGCUGGGCGCGCACGGCCGUGUACCACCGCGCCAGCAACCGGCCCAGGGGCCAUGGCCUGUGGUUGGCUACUGUGAGCCGAACAUGGCCGACCGGAAACAUCCGACGAUCGUGUACGGCUUGCUGGCAGUGUCCAAGGCCAGCGCCGUCAUGUGCUGGCUGAAAAAUAUGGGCCUGACCAAAUCGUGGGACGAGUGCAUGAAUACCUACGCUUUCAGCCGGCCUAAGACGACCAAACGGCAGGCGUACAUGGUGCCGGCGUUCGGUGGCCUGCCGUCGGCGCCGUACGGACGACCSGACGCGCGCCCCGUGAUUUGUGGCAUCGGCGGUCACACCCGGCGCGUGCACUUGAUCGCCGCGGCCAUCGAAUCGAUCUGCCACAGCGUCAAAGACGUUGUACGGUGUGUGGUGGCCGGUUCGGCGUCAAAACUCGCGGUACCCGUGUACGUAGACGGGCAAUGCGCAGGACUGGACGGCCUAAUGCAGCGGUUGGCGGACGUGUCUGGCAGUAAGUUAUCGGUGAAACGGUUGGACAUGGCCAUCAGCGGYGCGGCACGGAUGGCCGCGGCCGCUAUAAACGACGAUUACGCAGACCGAUACGAGGCCGUCUAUUAUGAGCCGACUUCCACUGACGAACAGCGGUUAGCUUGGGACGGUCAAUGGGCGAAGGCGGUGCGCAGGAGUUACGGUUGGAUGGCUGUGGAAGGCCACAGGUCGGAAGAUCAGUACGCGRUGGACCCCGCCGACCAGCGGGCCGGACGCUUUGGCAUAUUUAAGUUGGCCAUUAUUCUUCGUCGCGUUGGUUACUGGUACAACAGAAAGGUGAAUGACCUCAUCAACGCCGUGCAAAACUAUUUGACCCCCAAAACUCGGCUACAUGAUUUGAACGCCGAUGAUAUUUAA